Messenger RNA from Boeremia exigua, 2448 nucleotides. Its product is annotated as C2H2 transcription factor-like protein. Gene Ontology annotation, cellular component: chromatin. Bases 42 to 2429 code for a protein of 795 amino acids. Gene Ontology annotation, biological process: regulation of transcription by RNA polymerase II; DNA-templated transcription. Gene Ontology annotation, molecular function: zinc ion binding; RNA polymerase II cis-regulatory region sequence-specific DNA binding; DNA-binding transcription factor activity, RNA polymerase II-specific. NCBI's taxonomy places the organism in Eukaryota, Fungi, Ascomycota, Dothideomycetes, Pleosporales, Didymellaceae. The record is from RefSeq and is a predicted model, not a curated record. The transcript is spliced from 5 exons.
CACCUCCACAACAACAACAUGCUCCAAGAACCCAAGCACAAAUGCACAGACAUCCUCACAUUUGCAGUCACUGCUCGCGGAGUUUCAAACGCACGGAGCAUCUGACUCGGCACCUCCGCACACAUACAAGAGAUAAGCCCUACAAGUGCUCUUGUGGAUCAGCUUUCACACGACGUGAUCUACUCACGCGGCACUGGCGUAUUGCACAGCACGAAGGAGAUGCUUCCACGAUAGCAUCAACAUCCUCUUCGGAGACCAGACGCGAUGCGCAGCAACACGAUGUAGCCAAUACACAACAGGCUACCGUCAAUGGAUUGAUGACCAACAACAACUCUGAGCUUGAUAGCUCUCAUUUGCUGCAUCAGCCAAGGAUGGAAUACCCUACCCCCGGACCGAACCUGCAUCAUGAUCAGAUUCCACUCAUAAAUCAAGGGGCUCAACCCCAGUCUUACCAUGAUGAGGGAUUCCAAGACUUCCGCGACUUUGUCAAUUUUAUCGAUGGCGUUGGGCUGUCAGCGCAAUGGUCGCCUGAGUUCGGGUUCGAUUGGCUACAAAGCGAUCAGCAGCCACAACAGCAGCAGCAGCAACAGCAGCAGCAACAGCAACAACCCCAACAUCAUGAGUCAGCAAGACAAUCGCACGAGCCCGAGACGGCUUAUACACCUGAGCCUGAGGAUAUUGGGACGCCCUUCAGCACAUGGUUACCUUCAGCGCCAGCUGAUGAUCAAGUUCAUCUUCGAUCUCAUUCAGGCGAUGAUGUCCGGGAAAAGCGAAGUCGCAGCGGGACAUACAACGUAACAGACGAGCAUCGAAACUUCCUGGUAUCGCUGCUGAGUAGCUUUUCUGCCCCAAUCUCCGGGUUCGAGAUACCCUCACGCCACACGCUGACACGAUAUAUCACGGCGUUCUUUGGAGGAUUCCAUAGCCAUUUCCCCUAUAUUCACAGAUCGACAUUUCAGCCCUCAUGCUCUCCUCUCGAGCUUACACUCUCGAUGGCUGCAGCAGGAGCUCAGUACUGUUUCGAGAAGAGGAGCUCUGAACGACUUUUUCGAGUAGCAAAAGCCAUGGUGUUUGAAAGAUUGAGACAAGAAGAGAAAUACUUUGGGCCUCAAACACUUGCGUCGAUUGCCUCGAACAAUGUGUACACGCCUGAAGCCGAGGUCCCAAUGCGACGCAUCGGACCCUGGAGCCCUCUCGACCUGGCUAAGACGCUUCUUACUCUUGUCGGCUUUGCAACCUGGGAAAGAAAAGACUUGCUUCAACAAGCAUUCUGCCUGCGUGGUCUACUCGUGCAGACUCUACGGGACAUUGGUCUCCGUGAGGAGAGUGUCAAUAGCAACGGGUCCACCUCCAGGUCUGCGAUGUGGGAUCAAUGGGUUCAGUUGGAAUCUGCUCGGCGCACGAAGCUUGUGGCUUUCUGCUACAUCAAUGUUCACAGCAUCGCGUACAACGUGCAUCCUCUAUUAUGGAGCAGCGAGUUGCACCUGAGACUGCCUUGCUGCACAGCAUAUUGGCAGGCCACAAGUGCUGCACAGUGGUCAGCCUUGCGAAGAGACAACAAAGAAGAUCAGAUGCCAUUUCAGCAAGCACUUUCGGUACUACUCCAAAGUCCCACGGGAACCGAGACUGUUCAUCCCAUUCCGAGUCCUAUCGGCAAUUACAUCCUGCUACACGCAUUGUUACAGCGCAUACAUGUUGUACGCGAGCUGUCUUUUCCGCUGACCCCGUCCACAACGAUAUCGGCAUCCGAACUUCAAACUAUUAGUCGCGCCCUUCGCUCAUGGACUUCACUGUGGCAGCAGACCCCGGAAUCGAUACUCGAUCCCAACAAUGAGAGCGGACCGAUACCGUUCACAUCGAGCGCGUUACUAGUCGUAGCUUACGUGCGAUUGUCUCUCGACAUCGGACAGCAUCGCCAUCUGGAGACCCGCGAUCCCCAUGCGAUUGCUGCUGGACUUGCGCAACUGCCGGAUAUCGAGCGCAAUGACAAUCUCCUCUCGGCACUGCUGUACUCAACGCACGCGUUGAGUAUUCCAGUGAGACUGGGCAUCGAUAGAGUGGCAAGGAGUCAAGCCUUCUUCUGGAGUGUUCAGCAUGCUAUCUCGAGUUUUGAAUGUGCUAUAUUUCUGGGAAAGUGGCUAUGCUCACUUCCGAGCCCACUGCAGGAAGAUUCUUUAUCCCGUUCGGAGCAUCGCAUCCUCCAUUGGGUCAUAUGCAUAAUCAAAGAGGCAUACGCAGUGGUAGACUUUGAGGAAACGGAAGGGAUUGAAAGCGAAAUAGCAGUCCCAGAGGCCCCUUUUGCCCUCGGUCUAGCAGUGUUGAACAUAUGGUGCCGCUUCUUCAGAGGCAAUACUCAGUGGCAAUUCGUAGUGAACCUGGGGAUAAGCCUGGAGAUAUAUAUGAAGUCGCUGGCUACAGUCACUUCCUGAACUAGCUCUCACGAUUGAU